UAGCUGGUCCUUUGUCGUAGAAUACAAAGCGAGGACAGUACGUUUCGCCGCAUGGGUGCCUGGGUUGACGAUCGUUUCGUGGAGGAGGAGGUGGUUCCCAACAAUCAAAGUACCACUUGGACUUGGAGAAUUCGGAGCCACGAUUGCAAUGGUGGUGGACCGCUGCAUGGUCGAUCGAGUGCCGACUAUCAAUCGCCAAACAACUUUACAUCGACCUGGUCAUCAGCAUCCUUGUUACCGUUGCGCCGUCAGUUCACUAGACAGCUCUAUGAAUGGCCUUGUUUACCGUUGUUUAAGUCAAGGACGAAACUAGAUCUUUAUUGAAUCGAUCAUUCCGUUGAGAACAAGAGCCGCUUGAGAAGCGUUUGUUUGCAAAUACAGAUAUAGCCCAAGUUUUUUGGGUUUUUUUUUUUUUUUUUGUAUUAUUAUUAUUUAUAUCGCAUUCGAUUGUUUGCGUGUGUGUGUUUGCGUACACGUUUGCGCAUUAGGAUUGGUGUCGCGGAGCCAAAGAUUGGAUCGCCCGGAAGUCUCAAUACUUUCGAAGGUGAAUUCCGAAAGUGUUACCAUCCAUAUUCUUCGUUUCUUCAAUAUGGCCGAGUGGACCAAGUUGAACGAUCGAAAUAAGCUAAGUCGAGCUGACGAACGAGGUAAUAAGGACGAUACAAUCGUAAAGCAAUCUUACACCGAAAUAAAUGACGAUGAGAUUAUCAGCGAAGAUUCGCGCAUGACAAGUGAUCGGAACGAUCGCGAUCACGAACGCAAAGAGACGAUCGCGGACUCGAGUUUGACUCAGGAAUUGGAGUACGUCAACGGUUUUCGGAACAAUUCGGAAUUGCUGAAAGGCUCAUUAAACCAAGAAGAAGAAGAAGAAGAAGAAGAGGAGGAGGAGGAGAGAUUCGUAGAAGACAAUCAUCAUGAACGAAUAGGGGAAUCGGGCUCAAAGAUACGUCGGGAAGCUCGUCAGGAGCUGAAGGAAAUCUUGCAAAAUUCGCAAAACUCACCGAAAAGACCCAACAGUCUUUACAAAGAAGACGUGUCGAGUCCACAGAAGCUGAAGAGCGUUUAUAACGAGAGAAAUACAAUUUUUGGUUCGCCUACCAGGAUUCUGUCGUCCAAGGGUCACUUGUCAACUGAGAACAGUAUCGAGAAGCUCGCAAACGGGAAGUUUCCUAAAGAGGACAAGCAGCAGCAUCACGUGCAGUUUAACAAAGAGUCCAAGAAGCAACAGCUACGUCAAAUAUCUGAAGAAAGACCGCAUUCGAGUCCGUCGAUCUCUACAUCGACUACAAGUAGUUUUGAAGAUAAUUCGAGCUUAGCACAGUUUUGCGAAGCGAGACCACCCGACGGAGGCUGGGGCUGGGUCGUCGUUGCGGCCUCCUUCAUGGUAAACCUGAUCGCUGACGGCAUUACCUUCUCCUUCGGCGUAAUAUACGUCGAGUUUCUGAAUUAUUUCGGCGAGGGAAAAUCCAAGACAGCUUGGAUCGGCAGUCUUUUCAUGGCGAUGCCGCUGUUGUCCGGACCGGUGGCAAGUUUCUUGACCGACAGAUACGGUUGUAGGAGGGUAACCGUAGCAGGUAGCAUACUGGCGACGGCUGGUUUCGUUAUAAGUUCCUACGCGAACUCCAUGGAGGUACUCAUCCUCACGUUCGGUAUCGUAGCGGGUUUCGGUUUGUCCUUGUGCUUCGUCGCGGCGGUAGUAAUCGUAGCGUACUAUUUCGACAAAAAGAGAUCCUUUGCCACCGGUUUGUCGGUAUGCGGUAGCGGAAUCGGGACUUUCAUUUUCGCUCCCGUCACGCAGUAUCUUCUGGCGGAGUACGGCUGGAGGGGAACUACGUUGAUACUUGCAGGACUGUUUUCGAAUCUCGCCGUAUGCGGAUGUCUUAUGCGAGAUCUUGAAUGGACUACUACUAGAGCGAAAGCGAAAACUCAAGAGAGAAAAAAGAAUCGGGAGAAGAAGAGAUCCAGAAUGCAGAGUUCCAACGCAGAUUCUUUUUCAGCCACCAGCUCCGCGAAUACGACCACGCAAACGCCCCACGGUGAUUUUAAAAGGGGUUUCGCGUCGGCCAACGCGAUGAUUAUCGAGAAUCUUCGACUUCAGGACGGCGACGAGGAGAGCGGCGAAAAGCUCUUCUCUAGCUUGGUUAGUCUGCCUACCUUCGUUAAAAACAGGGAGAAGGUACCUGUGGAAGUGCUGGAAUUACUUAGCGCGAACAAGGCCGUUUACAACGUCCUCCUGCAAAACUAUCCGAGUCUUUUGAUAUCGUCGAAGAGUUUCAGCGAUUCAGGAGCGUUGCACGAUCAGCUGAGUACACCCUCGGCCCGAUUUAUACCUACACCGAGCCCAUUAGCCGAGUUAAAGAUUGAAAACGGUAAGGACAGGGAUAUGCGCGAGGAUAAUGACGAACGAACACUUCGCGACGAGCAACAGCGGAAAUCGGUAGAACCGGCGUACUUAUGGUGGCUGAAGAAAAUCGAUUCCGAUACUCCCUUGAGGCGUUCCAGUACACUGGAACAACCAAGGAGAGUGCCUACCGCGUAUCUGAAUGACAUCAGAAUGCACAGGCACAGUUUGACUUAUAGAGGUGCCAUGCUGAAUAUCAAUCGGUAUCGUUUGAGAGCUUCUAGCUGCCCGGACAUUUAUAGAAACUCGAUGACCACCAUCGCCAAGACUAAGCUCGUCUGGUACGCCGGACUCUGGGAAUUCUGGGACUUGAUCGUCGACAUGCUCGACUUUUCGUAUUUCGCCGAUCCGAGGUUUCUGCUGUUCGCUGUCAGCAAUUUUCUCUUGCACACGUGGUAUGACGUGCCUUAUGUCUAUCUGACGGACAACGCGAUCGAGGUUGGAUACAGCGAGACGGACGCGUCUAUUCUGAUCUCGGUGAUCGGAAUCGCUAACAUGGGCGGUGAGAUUUUUCUAGGCUGGGCCGGUGAUAGAGCAUGGGUGAACGCAUCUAUCGUCUAUGCGGUGUGUAUGGCGCUCUGCGGUGCCGUUACCGCUCUAAUACCCAUAGUUGUCAACGAUUACUAUACCUUAUGUGCAAUCUCUGGUGCCUUUGGAUUAUUCAUCGCAGCGAAUUACAGUCUCACCAGCAUCAUCCUUGUCGAGCUGAUCACUUUGGAGAGAUUCACGAAUGCUUACGGCCUUCUGUUACUGGUCCAAGGAAUAGCUAAUCUUAUGGGUCCUCCGUUAGCUGGAUGGCUCUACGAUAUUACAGGCACAUAUGACCUCUCCUUCUACCUGGCGGGGUUGUUCAUCGCAUUAAGCGGCGCGUUGUUAUUAGUGAUGCCUUUGAUCAAGUUGUACAGAAAAUGCCGAGGUAAUGAAUCCGAGGAGGGAACUGUCGACAAGGAUUUUAAUGAGAUAGACAAUGUGUAAAUAUGCCGAUAUAUUUAUUGAAAGAAUAAACCAGAGACGAGCUACCAUUGUCUGCGGUUACUAUUGCGCGACUGAAAUCGCGAUAUCACAAUAGAAUUGCAACGCGACUUGCAAAAAUUGCCGCAGGUAUUCCUUAAUUCCGUAGCAGUGUCAGAGUCCGCGAUAUACUGUAUGAGAGUCGCUCGAGCCGGCUGUGGUGUAUUACAUAGUUAUAAGUUUGUGUCGAAAUGCUCUUGUGAGGUCAUCGACAAUUAAUGCGACAACUAAUGCGAGCGACUCGAAGAGUAUUAUGUAAAAUGAAUCACAUGUAGCAAAUCGUGUAUUAUCAACGGAUUCCGAUUCUGCGUGAUUAUCAGCGGAUGAUUCUUCGCUGCUAGCUUUCGCGAAGGUUACCAGGUCAUUUCUAAUCUCUUAGACAUUGCGUAAAGGAAAUUAUUUCGAGAGUGAGUAUAGUUUUAAUAUUUUCAAUAGCGUAGAGUGAUAUUACGCGAUAUGGAGUAAAUACAUUGUACAAAUUAGAGGAACGCGCUGCUCGUGAUAAUAUAAAGGGCCUGCGAUGAGAGAAAAGAUUCGUUAUAAGCUAUUAUCGCGUUGCCGUCGAUAUAACUUGCCGAAACAAAUAUACAUUCUUAGUACUGUAACAAUUACGUAUAAUUUCGAAUCUCAGGAUAUACUACCAACAAUUGAUACGUAUACAUAGGUUCGAAAUCGGCACAUCUGCGUAUGCCCUCUCUCAUUUGCGUGUAAAGAAAAAUUGUACAGAUUGUAACGCAGCGCAUGUUUGUAAUCGCUACUCCUUCGUCAAGUGCGUUGCGUAUUCUGAAGCCAGAUUGUACAAUUGACGAGUUAUUCUCUCCUCCCCUUCUAUCCUCGAUUAAUGCAAAAAGUAUUGUAAAUUGAUCACCGCACCAGAUACUCUUUGUAAUCAUCAUCAUGUAACGUGCAUCCCUCGCAAAGGAGCUUCGCGAGUCACUCGUGCAUUUAAAUUAAUUAAUUCAUUAAAAUGUUUAAUUAAUUUAUAUUAAAUAUUAUUCGUGUCUAGUUUAAUUAUCCAAUCAGAUGGAGAUAUCAAAGUGUGUUUAUAAAUUUUGCCAAGCAAUCGCAAAAUAUUACGUUACCCGGAUCAUAAGUCGUGAGUCCAACGCAGAAGAAAAAUAUCUCGCUCUAGUUUAUUUCUUUUGCUUUUUGAAUUUCUUUUACUGUUGAAUGUAAGCAGGGCAGCAACCUCGGUUAAAUCAAUUUUCUGCGGAUAGACAAUAUUCUUAUUGUUUAAAUUUUGAGAUAAUUUAGAGAAUAAGAAAUGAUACAAAUGGUUAACUGAAAGAUAACAUUGAAAGAUUUGAUAGCAGAUUUUCUCAUUUCGAGCGCGAUGCACGAAUUUCGUUUGAAAUAACAUAUGUCUAUAAAAUAGGCAUUCGUGUAUAGCUUUUCUGUGAUCAUAAACUUGCCUCUUUAUCAAUUUUGCGAGCUACAAAUAGACUACUACCUCUCCAUUACCAUAGUGUAUACGUACGUACAUGCGUGCGUGUGUGCGUGCAUGUGUUCGUUCUUUUUUUGUUUUUAUAAAAUAUAAUCUACGUGUAUAUUUGCACUUGUAGAUUACACAAGCGAUUUUUUCUUUGUUAUUAAAAAGAGGAAACAAGUAAAAUAGUCACACGUCAUUGUAGUGAUUUUUGAUUGUACAUAUAAUAAUACGAGCGAAGAGACUAGUUGUAAAUUUAACGCGAACAGCAUAAUGGAUUUAUUGAUAAAGAAGAGUUUUUAUUGCUCUCUGUGUAUGUGAAAAGUUUUAAGCGAAAUGUACAUUACUUGACGAAAUUGAAAUCGUAUUGUGCAUUCCGAUGGAAAUUAACAUAAAACGAAAUAGAGGUUUUCUAAAACUAGUCAAAAUCGCACUACAAUAUUUUAGGUACUGUCGAUUUCACACAAAAAUUUUAUAUUCCAAAGAUUUCUCUUACAUAUAGUAUAUCGUCAUAGGGAUGUCAUAGGGGAUACACGUACGUAUAACAUUAUAAUAUACGAGGCCUUUAUACUAAAACCAAAUACGGAAAAAUAUUUAUUGCUUUCAGAUAUUAAGAAUUAAAUCGAUUAGAUGGCAGAUGACUAAUCGUAUGAAACGAGAGUUUAGGAUAUUUUUUAUUAGUAUCGCACACAUAAUAAUCUGGUACCCGAAAGUAAGUAAUCGCAACAUCCGAGAUCGAAAUUUUGAAUUUCGAUCAAGCGUAUUUUUUCGAUUCUAGAGAUAUGAUCGAGAUUGGUGUCUUAUAUAAUUGUGUCAGGUGCCAAGUCCAAAUUAUAUGAAUAUAACAUAAUUUUUUUCGCAGCAUAUGUGCUCGUAUUAUAUAUCACACGCGUACGCAGCCUUAUACGGCAUCUACGAAACGUAUAAAGCAAUAUUUUAAUAUAAAAAAAAAAAGGAAAAAAAUUGUGUAUUUCAUAUAUUUACGAUAUCAGGUCGUCGGCUUUGCAGACUCUGACGACUUUCAACGAUAGUUAUUAAGCGAUAGUUAUUAAGAGGAGGAGAAUGGGACGCAAAUAAUCUAUGAAAGAAGGAGGAUCUUUAAUAGAAUUGUCAAUCGAAUCCCAGAGAGCGAUUCCUUCCAGUAAAAAAAAAAAAGGUGAAAAAGUAGCGAAGCACGAGCGUUUUAGCUGACGAUAUAAUCAGCAUUCCACUUAUAUUAUGUAAGAUUGCGAAGUUUUUUUAGAAUUUUGGCAUUCUACGAAUUUCCGAAGAAUCUUGAAAAUACAAUUAUUCGAUUAUCAAUUAUAUUUCCGACGAUUUUAAUCGCGUUAAUUAGAUCGUUAUGAUACCGAUCUAGCGUGUCUCUAUUACAUCAAAUACCUUAUAUGUAUAUUGGCGCAAACCGUUACGGAUUUCAACGUUCUUGUUGACUCUUAAAUAUUUAAAAGAACGAGUCUAUGAUUAGUCUUAUACGUGUAUACAUAAAUUCUUAGCCAAUGCCGAUUCCUAGAACGACGCGAUGCGUCGGUUCAGUUUCACGUAAAUCAUCCUCUCAUGUAUUGGAAAAUAUCUGAAGAUGAUCCGAAUAAAUAUCAUAGUGAUUUCUCGACAACA
Molecule: messenger RNA, 6452 nt
Organism: Formica exsecta
Lineage: Eukaryota; Metazoa; Arthropoda; Insecta; Hymenoptera; Formicidae
Exons: 3
Coding region: 590-3376 (928 amino acids)
Biological process (GO): monocarboxylic acid transport; transmembrane transport
Molecular function (GO): monocarboxylic acid transmembrane transporter activity
Source: RefSeq, a predicted model, not a curated record